Selaginella moellendorffii is the source of this 840-nucleotide messenger RNA. RefSeq names its product rosmarinate synthase. The record is from RefSeq and is a predicted model, not a curated record. Gene Ontology annotation, molecular function: acyltransferase activity, transferring groups other than amino-acyl groups. NCBI's taxonomy places the organism in Eukaryota, Viridiplantae, Streptophyta, Lycopodiopsida, Selaginellales, Selaginellaceae. The transcript has a single exon. The coding region runs from base 1 to 840 and encodes 279 amino acids.
AUGGAUGGAUUCUCGGCAUACAAUUUUCUUCACGACUACACGAAGAUUGUGCGCGGCUGCCAGGAGUUCUUCCCCAAUCCCUGUCCCGAUCGAUCGCGCUUGCUUCCUCGAUCGCCCCCUCACACCUCCUACGAUCACAAGGAAAUGCAGCGGCUCACAGAGAUUCCCCCAAAAGUUCUCUUCGAUCCACGCUCGUUCUCUCCGGAGCUCGAUCACACAAACCUCGCGUUUAAAGUCCUCGAAUUCACGGCCGGGAUGAUCCAGAGCCUCAAGAACACGGUCCUGGGAUCACAAUGGAUCAAGCGUCCCUCCACGUUCGAGGUCCUAGCAGCUCACAUCUGGCAGGCAAGAACCAAAUCGAUGGAUCAUCUUGCUCCAGGCGAUCCAUCGAAGCUCUUCCUGGUCACGAGCACGCGAGGCAAGCUCGAUCUUCCGGAGAAUUUCUGCGGGAAUGCUGUCGUGGGGGCGAGCUGCGUGGAUGCCACGGCGGGAGAGAUUCGCCGCCAAUCUCUCGCGUUUUGCGUCGAUCGUGUCCGGCGAGCGCUGGCAUCUACUGGAACCGAGGAUUACAUUCGGUCGCAGAUAGAUUGGUGCGAGCUCCACCGCGGGAUGAUCGACAUUCCGGGAGGGACGAUCAUCACGCCGUGGUGGAAAAUCCCCUUCCAGGACCUGGAUUUCGGCUUUGGGAGGCCCAGCUACGUGACGCCGGUGGUGAAUGAUCGCGCGGAGUUCGUGGUGAUCGUCUCGAACUGCAAGAACGAUGGUGGGCUGGGCGUGUUCUUGGCUAUGGAGAAGGAGCGAAUGCCAUCGCUAGAAGCAAAUCUAUUGUCCUGUUUUUAG